AUGAACAUUUCAAUAAUAAUACGCUCUUUGUUACUUAUUGCAUUCAGCACGAUAAUACGAGCAGAUGAUCAAUUAACAACAUCAGCUAUUGUUCAUAUUUAUCCAAAUUUUGCUGAAAUUUUACAAUCUGUCCCUGAAUUUGCAUCAUCAUCGUCAUCACCAAAGAACAUUGUUAAAAUUGAAUUCAAUGAAGAUGAAUGGAAUGAUAUUCGCGCAGAUACAUUGAUGUUAACUGUAAAUCAUCAUGAUUUAAAAUCUGAAGAUAUGAAUUUAUCAGUUACAUCCGAAGCCAUAACUGAAAAAAAGAAAUCGACAAACGGUGAAACAAUUUUCUUGAGUGAUUUACAAAAUAAAACUGCACCAUUGAUUGAAGCAAAAAUGAUUGAUGAAAUUAGACAAUUGAUUUUUGAUGUUAAACAACAAUUAUAUUAUACAAUAAGCCCAAAUGAACAUCGCAUUUUGUACAAGACAUUGCCAGAAAUAAAGAAAUAUAUUGUUACGUUCACUUACAAUCAAUCACCUGUUGUCAAAAUACCGCGAUCAUCACUUUAUGUUGCUUAUUUAUAUGCAAAAUUAAAAUGGAAAACUCAAUAUCAGUUACUGUUAUUUAGUGAAAAAAAUCGUACAGCAGAAUUAACAAUUUUUGCUAAUAUUCAAAAUGAUGGAAUGAAAACAAUUGCAAUUGAUGCUGGACAAUUACUGAGUGGGGAUAUUAAUAUUCAAAUGGUUAAAUGGUUACCACAAACAAUGCCUAUACAUCAUGAUGCUAGACAAAGAACACAUGUGUCUGGUUUGCUUGGUGGAUCCCGUUAUGCUGAAUCAUACUCACCACCACCACCAAUUAUCUCCUCGUCCGGACAAGAAUUAGCUGGUGUAUAUCGUUAUACAAUUGAUAAUCCGUUCAUAAUUGAACCAAAAACUCAAUUUUUGUUGCCUAUGAUAAAAUCAAAUGUUAAAUGCGAACGAUUCGGUUUAAUUGAUCAAGUAUUUUCAGUAACAAAGACAAACAGUGAAGGUAGAUAA
Messenger RNA from Didymodactylos carnosus, 1023 nucleotides. The record is from the annotation of a GenBank genome assembly. NCBI's taxonomy places the organism in Eukaryota, Metazoa, Rotifera, Eurotatoria, Philodinida, Philodinidae.